AUGAGCGGCUCUAACUCUCGGAACAAGACGGUAGCCACAGUUAAUGGACCGGACACCGAUAUGGGGCCGGCUGCAAAUUCCAGGGAGCGAAAGUCCGGUGGAGAUGUGAUGAAUAGACUCAAGUCGCGACGAAAUCAAACUGAUAAACAGCGGCCUGUUACAGAAGAGGAACUCAGGGCGCUAGGAAGAGACAUCACACCAGAUGAAAUCCUUGGUCUGUGUGCUGUUACACGGGGUAUGUUUGGAGUUAGCUACAGAUUGUUAAAGCAUAUAAUGUGAUUUAACCAAUUACUUUUGGUAUCCAUUACUGGGAGUUAGUUACUGUUUGAUGUAGCACAGUUGUCCGUGUCCAGUUGUAGGUAGUGCGUUUGAAUUUGGGGUUGGACACACCUGUCUAAAUCAAUGAGUGAAGAUUUGAAAUGGCCAAGAUGGCUGCAUACACAAUGUUGGAUUACUUAAUGGAACAAAAAAUUGGUUAAUUUUAAUAAAGGAGCAUUUUCUAAAUUCAAACGCACCACCUGCAACUGGACACAGACAUUUUAGAAGAUACACUGAACAAAAAUAUAAAUGCAACAGGUAAAGUGUUGGUCCCAUGUUUAAUGAGCUGAAAUAAGAUCCCAGAAAUGUUCCAUAAGCACAAAAAGCUUAUUUCUCUAAAAUGUUGUGCACAAAUGUUUACAUCCCUGUUUGGUGAGCAUUUUUCCUUUGCCAAGAUAAUCCAUAGACCUGACAGAUGUGGAAUAUCAAGAAGCUGAUUAAACAGCAUGAUCAUUACACAGGUGCACCUUGUGCUGGGGACAAUAAAAGGCCACUCUAAAAUGUGCAGUUUUGUCACACAACACAAUGCCACAGAUGUCUCAAGUUUUGAGGGAGCGUGCAAUUGGCAUGCUGACUGCAGGAAUGUCCAUCAGAAUUUAAUGUUCAUUUCUCUACCAUAAGUCGCCUCCAAUGUCAUUUUUGAGAAUCUGGCAGUACGUGCAACCGGCCUCACAACCGCAGACCAAGUGUAACCACGCCAGCCCAGGACCUCCACAUCCGGCUUCUUCACCUGCGGGAUCGUCUGGGACCAGCCACCCAGACAGCUGAUGAAACAGUGAGUUUGCACAACCAAAUAAUUUCUGUACAAACUGUCAGAAACCGUCUCAGGGAAGCUCAUCUGCGCGCUCGUCGUCCUCACCGGGGUCUUGACCUGACUGCACCGGGGUCUUGACCUGACGGCAUCAUAACCAACUUCAGUGGGCAAAUGCUGACCUUUGAAGGCCACUGGCAUGUUGGAGAAGUGUGCUUUUCAGGGAUGAAUCCCGGUUUCAACUGUAACGGGCGUAUGGCGUUGUGUGGGUAAGCGGUUUGUUGAUGUCAAUGUUGUGAACAGAGUGCCCCAUGGUGGCGGUGGGGUUAUGGUAUGGGCAGGCAUAAGCUACGGACAACGAACACACAAUUGCAUUUUAUCAACGGCAAUUUGAAUGCACAGAGAUACCGUGCCAUUCAUCCACCUCCAUGUACGGCCCCAUGUUUUGCACAGAUCUGUACACAAUUCCUGGAAGCUUAAAGUGUCCCAGUUAUUCCAUGGCCUGCAUACUCACCAGACAUGUCGCCCAUUGAGUAUGUUUGGGAUGCUCUGGAUCGACGUGUACGACAGCGUGUUCCAGUUCCCGACAAUAUCCUGUGGUCCUGUGUGGCUCAGUUGGUAGAGCAUGGCACUUGCAAUGCCAGGGUUGUGGGUUCGAUUCCCACGGGGCACCAGUACCAAUUAAAAUGUAUCCAUUCACUACUGUAAGUCACUCUGGAUAAGAGUGUCUGCUAAAUGACUAAAAUGUAAAUAUUCAGCAACUUCGCAAAGCCAUUGAAGAGGAGUGGGACAACAUUCCACAGGCCACAAUCAACAACCUGAUCAACUCUGUGAAGGAGAUGUCGUGUUGCAUGAAGCAAAUGGUGGUUACACCAGAUACUGACUGGUUUUCUGAUCCAUGCCCCCGUCUUUCUUUUUAAGGUAUCUGUGACCAACAGAUGCAUAUCUGUAUUCUCAGUCAUAUGAAAUCCAUAGAUUAGGGCCUAAUGAAUUUAUUUCAAUUGACUGAUUCCCUUAUACUCAUUCCCAAGCUUUGAAAUUGUUGCAUGUUGCGUUUUAUAUUUUUGUUCAGUGUACAUGUUUGGCUGAAUCGAGAACGAAGAUAGUAUCGCCAAGUUAAGGUUGGUCAAAUUCUGUGUGCUACACCAAACAGUACUUAACCUGUAACUCCCAAUAAUGGAUACCAAAAACCUUUGGUUUAAUCACUUUAUCUGGUGUAACAAUCUGUAGCUAGUAUGGAGCGGAUUGAUUGGAGCUGAUGAUAGAUGGGAUUUGGAUAAGAUUCAAGUUAAUCAAUGUAGCCAUCUAUUCUUAUUCUAGCUCAUCUAGCUAGCUAGCGUGUUAACUAGUUGGCUAGCUAGCUAACUUGAUGUGGCUGCACAACAACACUGCAUACCUCGCUUUGUAGUGAGUUAGUUGACUUUAACUAGCUAGCUAAGUUUCCACAAUGUUUUGAGGAAGCCAAACAAAGAAUCUGUGAACACACCAGAUUCCCUGUCUGUAUGUGCCGCUUACUACGAAUUUCCUUCCAGAUUAUCUAUGUAAACCUGAGGACAAUGUCUACAAUAUUGACUUCACACGUUUCAAGAUCAGAGAUCUGGAGACUGGGACAGUGCUAUUCGAGAUUGCUAAACCUCACAACUGUGGUAAGCUCAAAUAUCUCUUGCCCAACAUGAAGUUUAAAACUUUUCCACAACACUUUGCCACAACAUAAAUGACAGAUCUUGAAUAGGCCACAUCUUAAAAGGUAAACUCCGCAAUAUGCCAUCAUCAUAAUACAUACUGGCGUGACUUUCUGCUUAUAGAAAUCAAGCCGGGGUCACUGUCAGCUUGAACAGGGCACCAGGCUCAAUCUGUGAGACACCCCAGCUGCUGAAACCAUUGCAGUCAUUGCUAACCGAUGCACUGGGGUUAGGUUGGGGCACAAAACGAAUGCUGAAAUCUGCCACACAUGACACUUGGCUCUUUACAAUGUGGACUUGCCUCAUUGGAAGGUAUAUAUUGGGACAGCCCAUAGUUUUGGCAGAUUUGAGCAUUAGUUUAGUAAGCAGGAAGUUGCCCCGCCGUGUAUGAUGAUGUCAUAUCAUCAUACACAGAACGACUCAGGAGGCGCGCACACCAUCCACCGCUUCCGAGUAUAUUACUUGCUAAUGUUCAGUCUCUGGAUAAUAAAGUAGACGAGCUCAGGGCGAGAAUCUCCUUCCAGAGAGACAUCAGGGAUUGUAACAUACUCUGUUUCACGGAAACAUGGCUCUCUCGGGAUAUACUGUCUUUGUCCAUACAGCCAGCUGGGUUCUCAGUAUAUCGCACAGACAGAAAUAAUAUACUAUCCGGGAAGAAGAAAGGCAGGGGUGUUUGUUUCAUGAUUAACCACUCAUGGUGUGAUUGUGAUAACAUACAGGAACUCAAGUCCUUUUGUUCACCUGACCUAGAAUACCUCACAAUCAAAUGCCGACUGUAUUACCUCCCAAGAGAAUUCUCUUCGGUUAUAGUCACAGCUGUGUAUAUUCCCCCUCAAGCCGAUACCACGACGGCCCUCAAAGAACUUCACUGGACUUUAUGCAAACUGGAACCACAUCCUGAGGCUGCAUUUAUUGUAGCUGGGGAUUUUAACAAAGCCAAAUUUGAGGAAAACGCUACUGAAGUUCCAUCAACACAUUGACUGUAGUACUCGCGCUGCUAAAACACUCGACCACUGCUACUCCAACUUCCGGGAUUCCUACAAGGCCCUCCCCUGCCCUCUCUUCUGCAAAUCUGAUCACGACUCCAUUUUGCUCCUCCCUUCCUAUAGGCAGAAACUCAAACAGGAAGUACCCGUGCUAAGUACUGUUCAACGCUGGUCUGACCAAUCGGAAUCCACGAUUCAAGAUUGUUUUGAACAUGCAGACUGGGAUAUGUUCCAGGUAACAUCAACGAAUACACGGAUACGGUGACUGAGUUUAUUAGGAAGUGUAUAGGAGAUAUUGUACCCAUUGUGACUAUUAAAACCUACGCUAACCAGAAACUGUGGAUAGAUGGCAGCAUUCCCGCAAAACUGAAAGCACGAACCACUGCAUUUAACCAUGGCAAGGUGACUGGGAAUAUGGCCAAAUACAAACAGUGUAGUUAUUCCCUACGUAAGGCAAUCAAACAGGCAAAACGUCAGUACAGAGACAAAGUGGCGUCGUAAUUCAACGGCUCAGACACGAGACGUAUGUGGCAGGGUCUACAGACAAUCACGGACUACAAAAGGAAAACCAGCCACGUCGCGGACACCAACGUCUUGCUUCCGGACAAGCUAAACACCUUCUCCCGCUUUGAGGUUAACACAGGGCCACCGACGCGGCCCGCUACCAAGGACUCUGGGCUCUCCGUGGCCGACGUGAGUAAGACAUUUAAGAGUGUUAUCCCUCGUAAGGCUGCCGGCCCAGACGGCAUCCCUAGCCGUGUCCUCAGAGCAUGCGCAGACCUGCUGGCUGGAGUGUUUACGGACAUAUUCAAUCUCUCCCUAUCCCAGUCUGCUGUCCCCACUUCCUUCAAGAUGUCCACCAUUGUUCCUGUACCCAAGAAAGCAAAGGUAACUGAACUAAAUGACUAUCGCCCCGUAGCACUCACUUCUGUCAUCAUGAAGUGCUUUGAGAGGCUACUUAAGGAUCAUAUCACAUCUACCUUAUCUGUCACCCUAGACCCACUUCAAUUUGCUUACCGCGCCAAUAGAUCCACAGACGAUGCAAUCGCCAUCGUACUGCACUAUCCAAUCUGGACGAGGAAUACCUAUGUAAGAAUGCUGUUCAUUGACUAUAGCUCAGCAUUCAACACCAUAGUACCCUCCAAGCACAUCAUUAAGCUCGGGGCCCUGGGUCUGAACCCCGCCCUGUGCAACUGGGUCCUGGACUUCCUGACGGGCCGCCCCCAGGUGGUGAAGGUAGGAAACAACAUCUCCACUUUGCUGAUCCUCAACACAGGGGCCCCACAAGGGUGCGUGCUCCGCCCCCUCCUGUACUCCCUGUUCACCCAUGACUGUGUGGCCACGCACACCUUGAACUCAAUCAUCAAGUUUCCAGACGACACAACAGUAGUAGGCCUGAUUACCAACAAUGACGAGACAGCCUACAGAGAGGAGGUGAAGGCCCUGGGAGUGUGGUGCCAGGACAAUAACUUCUCCCUCAAUAUCGACUAAACAAAGGAGCUGAUCAUGGACUUCAGGAAAUAGCAGAGGGAGCAUGCCCCUAUCCACAUCGACGGGACCGCCUUGGAGCAGGUGGAAGGCUUCAAGUUCCUCGGCAUACACAUCACUGACGAUCUGAAAUGGUCCACACAGACAGCGUUGUGAAGAACCUCAGGAGGCUGGCACCGAAAACCCUCUCAAACUUUUACAGAUGUACAAUUGAGAGCAUCCUGUCGGGCUGUAUCACCGCCUGGUACGGCAACUGCACCGCCCACAACCGCAGGGCUCUCCAGAGUGUGGUGCGGUCUGCCCAACGCAUCACCGGGGGCAAACUACCUGCCCUCCAGGACACCUACAGCACCCGAUGUCACAGGAAGGCCAAAAAGAUCAUAAAGGACAACAACCACCCAAGCCACUGCCUGUUCACCCCGCUAUCAUCUAGAAGGCGAGGUCAGUACAGGUGCAUCAAAGCUGGGACCGAGAGACUGAAAAACAGCUUCUAUCUCAAGGCCAUCAGACUGUUAAAUAGCCAUCACUAGGCGGUUUCCACCCGGUUACGUAACCCUGCACCUUAGAGGCUGCUGCGCCAUAUACAUAGACUUAAUCACUGGCCACUUUAAUAAUGGAACACUAGUAACUCUGUUUACCUAUUUUUGCUUUACUCAUCUCAUAUGUACAGUUGAAGGCGGAAGUUUACAUACACUUAGGUUGGAGUCAUUAAAACUUGUUUUUCAACCACUUCACAAAUUUCUUGUUAACAAAUUAUAGUUUUGGCAAGUCUGUUAGGACAUCUACUUUGUGCAUGACACAAGUAAUUUUUCCAACAAUUGUUUCAGACAGAUUAUUUCACUUAUAAUUCACUGUAUCACAAUUCCAGUGGGUCAGAAGUUUACAUACACUAAGUUGACUGUGCCUAUAAACAGCUUGGAAAAUUCCAGAAAAUGAUGUCAUGGCUUUAGAAGCUUCUGAUAGGCUAAUUUACAUAAUUUGAGUCAAUUGGAGGUGUACCUUUUGGAUGUAUUUCAAGGCCUACCUUCAAACUCAGUGCCUCUUUGCUUGACAUCAUGGGAAAAUCAAAAGAAAUCAGCCAAGACCUCAGAAAAACAAUUGUAGACCUCGACAAGUCUGGUUCAUCCUUGGGAGCAAUUUCCAAACGCCUGAAGGUACCACGUUCAUCUGUACAAACAAUAGUACGCAAGUAUAAACACCAUGGGACCACGCAGCCGUCAUACUGCUCAGGAAGGAGACGCGUUCUGUCUCCUAGAGAUGAACGUACUUUGGUGCGAAAAGUGCAAAUCAAUCCCAGAACAACAGCAAAGGACCUUGUGAAGAUGCUGGAGGAAACAGGUACAAAAGUAUCUAUAUCCAAAGUAAAACGAGUUCUAUAUCGACAUAACCUGAAAGGCCGCUCAGCAAGGAAUAAGCCACUGCUCCAAAACCGCCAUAAAAAAGCCAGACUACGGUUUGCAACUGCACAUAUGGGGACAAAGAUCGUACUUUUUGGAGAAAUGUCAUGUGGUCUGAUGAAACAAAAAUAGAACUGUUUGGCCAGAAUGACCAUUGUUAUGUUUGGAGGAAAAAGGGGGUUGCUUGCAAGCCGAAGAACACCAUCCCAACCGUGAAGCACGGGGGUGGCAGCAUCAUGCUGUAGGGGUACUAUGCUGCAGGAGGGACUGGUGCACUUCACAAAAUAGAUGGCAUCAUGAGGAAGGAAAAUUAUGUGGAUAUAUUGAAGCAACAUCUCAAGGCAUCAGUCAGGAAGUUAAAGCUUGGUUGCAAAUUGGUCUUCCAAAUGGACAGUGACCCCAAGCAUACUUCCAAAGUUGUGGCAAAAUGGCUUAAGGACAAUAGAGUCAAGGUAUUGGAGUGGCCAUCACAAAGCCCUGACCUCAAACCUAUAGAACAUUUGUGGGCAGAACUGAAAAAGGCCUACAAACCUGACUCAGUUACACUAGCUCUGUCAGGAGGAAUGGGCCAAAAUUCACCCAACUUAUUGUGGGAAGCUUGUGGAAGGCUACCCGAAACGUUUGACCCAAGUUAAACAAUUUAAAGGCAAUGCUACCAAAUACUAAUUGAGUGUAUGUAAACUUCUGACCCACUGGGAAUGUGAUGAAAUAAAUAAUAGCUUAAAUAAAUCACUCUCUACUAUCAUUCUGACAUUUCACAUUCUUAAAAAUAAAGUGGUGAUCCUAACUGACCUAAGACAGGGAAUUAUUAAUUAAAUGUCAGGAAUUGUGAAAAACUGAGUUUAAAUGUAUUUGGCUAAGGUGUAUGUAAACUUCCGACUUCAACUGUAUAUACUGUACUCUAUUCUACUGUAUUUUAGUCUAUGCCACUCCGACAUUGCUCGUCCUAAUAUUUCUAAUAUUUAUAUAAUCCUUAAUUCCAUUAUUUUACUUUUAGGUUGUGUGUAUUGUUGUGAAUUGUUAGAGCUAGAAGCUGUUGGAGCUAGAAACACAAUAACAUCUGCUAAACAUGUGUAUGUGACAAAUAUAAUUGGAUUCUGAGUCUACUCAGAAGGGCCCAGACUAAAUUAAUCUGUCUAUUAUUUCAAGUAAAACCAAACAAGCCAAGUUAUUCCCUCUAUGAUAAUUAAUGUAGUCCUUACGCAAAUGUUGUAGAUAUAAUUUUAGGUUGAAAUCAGAGAUGACCUGUUGUCACUUAUUUGGAUGCCAAUUACAUUUGAAUCCAUGUUCUCUUUAUCAGACCCUGAAGAUGAGGAGAAUGGAGACGGAGACACCAGUGCUGGGCGCUUUGUGCGGUAUCAGUUUACACCAGCCUUCCUCAGACUGCGGACUGUUGGUGCAACGUAAGUCAGUGGAUUAAACAGGAAACAUUACAUGCAUUAUCAUUAUUAUGAAUCAUACGACUCAUCAUUGAAAAACCACAUACUGUGGUUAGGCCUAAAUGUUCCAUAGUAUGUGCUUUCCCUUAUGCUGACAAAUUAUGUUAUGUUUCGUUUGCUGGUGUGGCUUACCAGCACAAUAAACUGAGUCUUGCAGCUCUGGCAACCACUUAAACUACAACAGAGAGGAUUUGGCAGAGCACACAGCUGGGAACAAGACUAUUGAAAGAAUCAUCCUACUUUUAGACUUUAAAAAGGAAAAUAAAUGGUCAAUGAAUAAAUCUACAAUUCAAAUAGUUAAAGCAAUUUAAUGCAGGUAGCACCCACAGUUAUGUUCAGCAUGUCCCUGCUAGUAUCUCAAGUGCCUCUCUUUCUACUCUGCUUUCAGUGUGGAGUUCACCGUGGGGGACCAGCCUGUUAACAGCUUUCGCAUGAUAGAGAGGCAUUAUUUCCAGAAUAAAGUUCUCAAGAACUUUGACUUUGACUUUGGAUUCUGCAUCCCAAACAGCCGCAACACUUGCGAACACAUCUAUGAGUUUCCCCAGCUCCAUGAGGACCUCAGUAAGUCUACUAGUAGGAAUAGCGUACCUAUCUUUGUCAUCCAGCAAUGCCCUCUCUCACUUUGUCUAUCAACUUUGUUGUAGCCUGUGUGGGUCCCUACAAGCUAAAGUUCAGACUGGCCACAACAUAGCUGGCCAAGUCUGUAAAUCUACACUAUACACAUCCAUACAGAGUCAGUCAGGCGACUCUCAUUGUAAGGGGAGCAAUGUGGAUACUAGACAGUCACAUGGUUCCCCUACAGGUUGUUUAUUUUUGUGCGCUGAACAGCAGUCAUUUACUUUGUCAGCUAUGUGUGUUCUGCUGUUCCUUAUGAAGUCAUUUGCAAACUGAAAUUCCUUCUUUUUUGUCUCUUUCUUUUAAGUUUGCCUAAUGGUGGAGCACCCGUAUGAGACCAGGUCAGACAGCUUCUAUUUUGUGGACAACAAACUGAUCAUGCACAAUAAGGCAGACUACGCCUACGAUGGGGGCCAGUAG
This is a messenger RNA of Coregonus sp. 'balchen', 9096 nucleotides long. The record is from the annotation of a GenBank genome assembly. NCBI's taxonomy places the organism in Eukaryota, Metazoa, Chordata, Actinopteri, Salmoniformes, Salmonidae.